AUGGCUGCGCAAAUCAUCAUGAACGACUCCGUGCCUCUGCACCCCUACUUCCCGCUGGACACCAUGCUCCCGGGCUAUGCCGAGAACAAACUCGGCGCCCUGGCUCUCUGCAGCACCUUCGCAGCCGGCACCGUCGCCAUCCUCGCGCCAACGUACAAGAUCAUCCGCCGGACGAACCCGAACCUCUCGAACGGCGAGGUCGCGACGGCGCUGUGGUUCGUGCUCUGCGGCUUCAUCCACUUCUUCUUCGAAGGCUACUUCGCCUACAACCAGUCCAAGAUGCCCUCCAUGACCGACAUCUUCGGCGAGCUCUGGAAGGAGUACUCCAAGUCCGACUCGCGCUACCUCACCCAGGACUCCUUCGUCGUCUGCAUGGAGUCCAUCACCGCCCUCUUCUGGGGCCCCAUGUCCUUCGCCUGCGCCUGGUGCGUCGUCCACGACCACCCGCUGCGCCACCCGCUGCAGGCCAUCGUCAGCCUCGGCCAGCUCUACGGCGACGUGCUCUACUACGCGACCUGCACCUUUGAGAAGCUCGUCGAGAGGCUGGUCUACUGCCGGCCCGAGGACUACUACUUUUACGGCUACUACGUCCUCAUGAACGCCUUCUGGAUCGUGAUUCCGUUCGGGCUGUUGGUCAGCAGCUCGGUGGCGACCAAGAGGGCUUUUGCGAGGGUCAAGGAGAUGGAGAGGGCGAAGGGGAAGAAGAUGCUCUGA
Colletotrichum karsti is the source of this 714-nucleotide messenger RNA. Its product is annotated as emopamil binding protein. NCBI's taxonomy places the organism in Eukaryota, Fungi, Ascomycota, Sordariomycetes, Glomerellales, Glomerellaceae. The transcript is spliced from 2 exons. Gene Ontology annotation, biological process: sterol biosynthetic process. Bases 1 to 714 code for a protein of 237 amino acids. Gene Ontology annotation, molecular function: cholestenol delta-isomerase activity; steroid Delta-isomerase activity; C-8 sterol isomerase activity. Gene Ontology annotation, cellular component: endoplasmic reticulum; membrane. The record is from RefSeq and is a predicted model, not a curated record.